Molecule: messenger RNA, 1732 nt
Organism: Cottoperca gobio
Lineage: Eukaryota; Metazoa; Chordata; Actinopteri; Perciformes; Bovichtidae
Gene: arl14ep
Product: ADP-ribosylation factor-like 14 effector protein
Exons: 5
Coding region: 7-807 (266 amino acids)
Cellular component (GO): intracellular membrane-bounded organelle
Source: RefSeq, a predicted model, not a curated record
AAGCGGAUGUACAUUUUUAACUUUGCCGAAGAAGAAACCAAACGAAAACAAUCACACGCCUCCUGCAGCUGUUCUUUUUCCUGCACGUUUUCUGCAUUUAGUCACAGUUUCGACAGAAAGGACACUAUGCCCGUAAUAUGUGCGGCGAUAGGGUGCAACAAUAAAUUUGUCAAAGGGUCUGAAAUCAGAUUUUACAGGUUCCCACUCAGCAAACCUCAACUUGCCAGCAAAUGGGUGCACAGCUUGGGGAUGAAAAACUUCAUCCCAACUGCCAACACCUGCCUCUGCUCAGAGCAUUUCAGGGCCGACUGCUUCAGGGACUACAAUGGCAAACAGUUUCUGAGGGAGGAUGCAGUGCCCACCAUAUUCAGCCAGGGGCAGGAUUCAUCAAAGAUUGAACUUCGUAAAAGAGGGGUGGUACCAAAGGAGACAAAUGUUGCAAACCAAAUGGGAACACAAGCCGACAGAGACAGAGCGAGAGAGGCUGUCAGUCUACGCAGAGACAGAAGAGGAGGAAUGAGGGUGAGUUUUCUGGGUGGACGAGGAGGCCGUGGAGCAAAACAAACGACAUCCGACAGACAGACUAUUGGAGCCAAGAGCAGAGUGUACGACAACAAAGGCCGACUGCUCUCCAACAGCAAGGACAUGUGCGACUGUCUGGAUGUGGACUGUAUGGGCUGCUUCUACCCUUGCAACGAGUGCGGCUCACGCAAGUGUGGUGUGGAGUGUCGCUGCGACAGGAAGUGGCUUUACGAGCAGGUGGAGGUGGAGGGUGGAGAGAUCAUCCGGAACAAGUUUGCUAUUUAGUUGGCAGUGAAUUUGGGAAUUGCUCUCUCCCUAAUUUCAGCUGUCAGUCUGGCGAAUGGACCUUCCAAAACUGUGGUGCUUCUUUAAAUGAAUCUUCCCUAAUGUUUACCGAUACUAAUCAAACAAUGCAGAACAAUGUAGUUCUGCUGACGGUUGAAUGUGAUUUUUUUAUUGCUCUUAAAACGUUUCCUUUAUUACUGGAGGUGAUUUGUUGUGUUCUCCAGUGAAAAAGGCUCUUUUCUGCCAUUCUGUGUUAAGAAGCUCCUCUAUUAAUGAUUGUUGUUUAAUGUCCGCAGUGUAACAUCUGCAGAGGUGGGAAGAAUUUAAAAGGUACAGUUCACCCCAAAAAAAAAGUGUGAGUUGCCGAGUGUUUGAGAUAUUGGCCGUAGAGAUGCCGUGUCUCGACUAUAAUGGAACGAGAUGGCAUUCGGCUUGUGGUGCUCAAAGCGGCAACAAAAAACAUCCCGUUACAGCUUCUAUUCGACAAACGACAGACAUCUCUAUGACUGAUAUCCAACACUCGGCAACGCACAUCAAAGUCUGAGAAGAAAAAUAUGUAGAGUUCAUUUUUUGGGGUGAAUAUUUCCUUUUCUGUCUCCAGUGAAAUCACAAAUUCCGUUUUGUCCCACUUGGUUGAGAACUUUUGUGUAAUUCAAUAAUUGAUGAAUUUUCUAUUUGAAUUAUUUACAGAAGACAGAAAAAACACAUACAUCAGAACAAUGUAACAUUAGGAUGCACAUAGGGUUUCACAUAACUAUAUAAUCUGUAGUGCCGGUGGUUUAAUCAUGUGGCAUUUAUGAAUAUGAGAGUUUAUGUGCACGUUGUACAGUUUUGUUAUAAAAGUAAUAAAUGUGGAUUUUUGAGGCAUUAUGAGAAAUAAUGUUUUCAUUUUUGCAUAUUGAAUAAAUCUGAAAGAUUUCUCAAA